AUCAGACCCUCUCCACCCUGGGCCUCCAACAUCAGACCCUCUCCACCCUGGGCCUCCAACAUCCGGCCCCUCUCCAACCUGGACUUCCAACAUCAGACCCUCUCCACCCUGGCCUCCAACAUCAGGCCCUCUCCACCCUGGCCUUCUAACAUCAGGCCCUCUCCACCUUGGGCCUCCAACAUCAGACCCUCUCCACCCUGGCCUCCAACAUCAGGCCCCUCUCCACCCUGGGCCUCCAACAUCAGGCCCUCUCCACCCUGGCCUUCUAACAUCAGGCCCUCUCCACCUUGGGCCUCCAACAUCAGACCCUCUCCACCCUGGCCUCCAACAUCAGCCCAGACCCACACUAGUGCGGCACAUUUCUGUUCAUUAUGA
Carassius auratus (goldfish) is the source of this 375-nucleotide messenger RNA. RefSeq names its product branchpoint-bridging protein-like. The record is from RefSeq and is a predicted model, not a curated record. The transcript has 3 exons. The annotation marks the transcript as partial. Lineage: Eukaryota; Metazoa; Chordata; Actinopteri; Cypriniformes; Cyprinidae.